UCCCUCCCUCUCUCUCACACACACCCCCGCCUGGGCCUCCUCUCUCUCCGGCUCCAUUUUCUCCGCCGCCGGGGGCCGGAGUCUCCUCUGGGGGGGCCCAGCCCAUAUCCCAGAGCUCCCCCCAAGGCAGGGGCCCCCCAGAGAGCCAGGAGAGGGGGAGACAGGAAGGGGUGGUGGCAGUAGGAGCAUCGGCCCAAGCAAUUUUUCAAGAAAAGGGGGGAACCCAGGAGAGAGGAGGGGCUGAUCAGGGAGGGGGCUCCGGGGGGAGGGGGGCCCCCCCCAGCCAUGGACGAAAGGCUACUAGGGCCACCCCCUCCAGGCGGGGGCCGGGGAGGCCUGGGGCUAGUAGGUGGGGAGCCAGGAGGACCUGGGGAACCUCCCGGUGGUGGAGAACCCGGAGGGGGUGCUGGGGGGGUCCCAGGAGGACGGGGAAAGCAGGACAUCGGGGACAUCCUGCAGCAGAUCAUGACCAUCACCGACCAAAGCCUGGAUGAGGCCCAGGCCAAGAAACAUGCCCUGAAUUGCCACCGAAUGAAGCCUGCUCUUUUCAGUGUCCUAUGUGAGAUCAAAGAGAAGACGGGCCUCAGUAUCCGAAGCUCACAGGAGGAGGAGCCCGUGGACCCCCAGCUGAUGCGUUUGGACAACAUGCUUCUGGCAGAAGGGGUGGCAGGACCAGAGAAGGGAGGAGGGUCUGCAGCCGCUGCUGCGGCAGCAGCAGCCUCCGGGGGUGGAGUGUCUCCAGACAACUCCAUUGAACACUCUGACUAUCGAAGUAAACUGGCCCAGAUCCGUCAUAUCUACCAUUCUGAGCUGGAGAAGUAUGAACAGGCCUGUAAUGAGUUCACCACUCAUGUGAUGAACCUGCUUCGAGAGCAGAGUCGUACCCGGCCUGUUGCUCCCAAGGAGAUGGAGCGUAUGGUUGGCAUCAUCCACCGAAAAUUCAGUGCCAUUCAGAUGCAGCUCAAGCAGAGCACAUGUGAAGCCGUCAUGAUCCUUCGCUCACGGUUUCUGGAUGCCAGAAGAAAACGCCGUAACUUCAGCAAACAGGCCACUGAGGUCUUAAAUGAGUAUUUCUACUCCCACCUGAGUAACCCUUAUCCCAGUGAAGAGGCCAAGGAAGAGCUCGCCAAGAAGUGUGGGAUCACUGUCUCCCAGGUCUCCAACUGGUUUGGCAACAAGCGGAUCAGAUAUAAGAAGAAUAUCGGGAAGUUCCAGGAAGAAGCAAAUAUCUACGCAGUGAAAACUGCUGUGUCUGUCACUCAAGGGGGGCAUAGCCGUGCCAGCUCCCCUACACCUCCCUCUUCUGCAGGCUCUGGUGGUUCCUUCAACCUCUCAGGAUCUGGAGACAUGUUCCUAGGGAUGCCUGGGCUCAAUGGAGACUCCUACCCCAGCUCCCAGGUGGAAUCGCUCCGUCAUUCAAUGGGCACUGGGGGCUACGGGGAUAGCCUUGGGGGAGGCCAGAUGUACAGCCCCCGGGAAAUGAGGGCUAAUGGUGGCUGGCAAGAAGCAGUGACCCCAUCUUCAGUGACAUCCCCAACAGAGGGACCUGGGAGCGUUCACUCUGACACGUCCAACUGAUCCAGUCUCUGUCUCAGGGGUGGGGGCACAUGGGGUGACUCUUGGGGAGGCCCCAGACAUCCAGUGUUCACACCCCAUCCGGAGGAGAAGCACAAGGCAGAGGGGCAAAUGGGGUUUUUCCUCAUGAAGAAGGCGUCUUAGUGCUGGGGGUGCGAACCACAGGGUGGGAAGGCUCUCCCAAGGGACCUUCUCUGUUUUCCCCUUAUCCCUGCCCUCUACCCUGCUUCUUUUCUUCUCUUAUUCCUCUCUCUCUCUCUCUCUCUCUCUCUCUCUCUCUCUGACAUGACUUAUUCUCUUGCCCUCCCCACUCCACCCCACCCCACUUAUCCACUCUAGAAUUGGGCAGAGAUGCCACCCUGCCUUCCUAGUGACGCCAAAAAUGGGGACAAAAUUUCUGGACAGAGGACACAGGCCAUGCCCCCUGUGCACCCCGCCCCCUGCCCCCUAAGACAGCUCUUAUUACCUCAUAUGCAGCUCAUCUUAAACCAAUAGAAUCGCUCGGUGGACAAGAGUGUCUGACUCAGAUAUCUACCUCGGAGGGAGUUUCUGCUACUUUAGAGAAAUGUUGACUGGGCUUUGGAUUUUUUUUUUCUUAAAAAAAAAAAAGAAAAAGAAAACCUGGGAUUCAUCUGGUUUUUUUGUUUUGUUUUGUUUUUAAUUUUUAAUUUAGUUUUUUUUUCUGGGGGGAGGGGUGUGGGUAAAUGUAUUGACUCUUUGGGUUUCUUCCUUUCCCAUAUUAGGGUUAUAGCCAGGAGUGUCCUGUUGUAGGAGGGAUGGGCAAACAAAUCUAAGAGGAUCCAGCCAACCCCACUCCCCAAAUGGGUCCAUCAGGGAGUCUGAUCAGCACAGUCUCUUGAAAGAGGGGAAUAAAACCCACCCUUCAGACCUUGCUGAGUACUGGAGGCUUUUCAUUUGCGUGUGCAAAUCGGUCUGCUUCUUUAUCCCAGAUGCUUGGUAAUAGGGUGACUAAAGGGGAUAAAUGACCUUCCCAUGUAUCCCUUCCCAGGGCAAGUAACUGGGGAGUGGGUUAACACAGCUGAGGAUUUAGUGACUUUGAAGGAGGAAAAAGUAAAAUCCCUGCCCCCUCUCCCAGGGACUAACACAUCUUAAUAUCUGUUUUUGCAUUUUUUCUUUAUUUUAUUGUUAUUCUAGCUUGAGGGGGGAGGUUGGGGGGCUCAUUGCCAAAUAUAUUAAAGAGGAGGGUACACUUGUUGUCUCUCCCUCAGUUUCCCCAGAAAUGAGGUUUCUGUUCUCACCCCAAAAUCAGGGGUUAUGGGGAGGAGGGAGGGCAACAGGGGCCAAGUGUGGAGGGAAGGAAUAUUAGAAAUGUCCCAUAUCCCCACCCCUCUCCCCUCCUGGCUAAACCCUUCAAACAUCCUCAGGAUUUGGUGUGUGUGUUGGGGUGAGAGUACUCCUCCCACUAUAGGUGAUCUGGGGUGGGGUCAGGGAGCAAAGGGGAUUGUUGGGGGGGGGCAGUUAUCUCCUCACUUGUAAACUUGUAGUUUCACAGAACAAAUGGCAGUUUUAAAUAAAGAAAUUUCUUUUUUCCCUGGG
Molecule: messenger RNA, 3132 nt
Organism: Trichosurus vulpecula (common brushtail)
Lineage: Eukaryota; Metazoa; Chordata; Mammalia; Diprotodontia; Phalangeridae
Gene: PBX2
Product: PBX homeobox 2
Exons: 9
Coding region: 286-1578 (430 amino acids)
Biological process (GO): regulation of transcription by RNA polymerase II; animal organ morphogenesis; eye development
Cellular component (GO): nucleus
Molecular function (GO): RNA polymerase II cis-regulatory region sequence-specific DNA binding; DNA-binding transcription factor activity, RNA polymerase II-specific
Source: RefSeq, a predicted model, not a curated record